This is a messenger RNA of Silurus meridionalis, 3107 nucleotides long. It is a transcript of the gene gpatch2, whose product is annotated as G patch domain containing 2. NCBI's taxonomy places the organism in Eukaryota, Metazoa, Chordata, Actinopteri, Siluriformes, Siluridae. Gene Ontology annotation, molecular function: nucleic acid binding. The transcript is spliced from 10 exons. The coding region runs from base 109 to 1527 and encodes 472 amino acids. The record is from RefSeq and is a predicted model, not a curated record.
UUUUAAAUCGGCCGUUUCCGGUCUUUGAUGUGAGCCACUAUGAUGGCCUCCUUGUUCUUCGUAGUUUUCCCACUAAUCUAAGGAUCUCUUGGGUUUUUAAAGGGGUUCAUGUUCCGUGCAGCUGAUCUCAAGAACUUCGGUAAAGCGGGAACCAGCUGGCACUUUGGCCGGACGAUGGAUGAGCUGGUCCAUGACCUGGUGUCGGCGCUGGAGGAGAGCUCGGAGCAGGCGCGUGGGGGCGGCUGCAGUGCCAGUUUGGAUCUCGCUCUGCCCGCUGGGCGAUUGCUCAAACGGCACGCUCGCAAACGCCGGGGCAGGAAGCGGCGCUCGGAGAACAACACCCGCGCCAUGCCGUGCCACGCCCCUUCCCACACGAGCCACGCCUCCGACUCCAGUCUGGACGAGCACAGAGAAACGCGCCUGUCCUCCAGUUCCAACGCCAACGCCAACAACAGCGACUCGGACGAGCAGCUCGGCGCCAAGCGCGGCAAGCGGCCUCCGUGGCACGACGACGCCGGCAUGACCGAUGCCAACCGGAGCCUACGUAGGAGGCGCAAGGUGAAGCGCAUGGCCAUAGACCCGCCCCCCGAGUUCUCGCCCAAAUCGACAGGAGCGAGCAGGGACGAGGGGAAAGGAAUCGACGCGGCGACUAAAGGCAGGGUGAAGAAGAGGAAGUUGGCGCUGGCGCACCGGCUGGCUCUGGACGCCGCCGACGAGGGAGUGGUCGUGGAGAUCGAGGAGGCGGGGCUUUCCGGGAAAGACAAAAUGGACUUUGAGGAGCACAAGGUUUCGGAUGAAGACAUGAGUGACAGGUGUGAAACCAGUAGUGUGAGUAACAGCAGUGAUGGUGGUCUGUUCACCAAUGAUGAAGGAAGACAAGGCGACGACGAGCAAAGCGACUGGUUUUACGAGGGGGAAGCGGGCGGGGCUUGUGGCAUCGCAGGCGUGGUCCCGUGGUGGGACAGGGACUCGAACGAACUGGACCUCAACGACCCGAUGUUCAACAGCAUCCUCACAGGGGCCUUCCCUCUCAUGUCUCAUGGAGGACAACGAGGGUUUCAGGCCAGACUGGCUCGACACGCAUCAUUACAGCAGGCUCAGGGCGUCUCUCAGGGAGCAGGAUGUGCUGAGAGAAUUCCCAGAUUGUCCCAGGAUCCUCACACACAUGAGCCUUGGUUCAGUCCCGGAUCCAGACGUGAACAGUGCCACUGGGAUUCGAGAUCAGACCGAGGCCACCGGAGAAGCUGCUCGCUAAAGACUGCCAGCAGACAGACAAGCGGCCAUCUUGGCUCAUUGUGUACUGGCGAUGUGAAAAGGAGACGAAAAGCCGCGCCUAUGGGAGCUCCUUUAUCUGCAGGUGUGGUAGGAGAGGGAAUCCCACCGAUCCCGGACUCGAACGUCGGGAAUCGGAUGCUGCAGAACAUGGGCUGGUGCCCCGGAAUGGGCCUUGGACCUGAAGGAAGGGGCAUCACUGAGCCGAUCCGGUGUACACAGAGGCCCAAGGGUGCAGGAUUAGGCUUUAACUGAGGUCUAGAACAGACCAAGAUCACCCACAGAGCCAGACUCGGAGCCGUCGGUUCUGAAGACCCUGUCCUCCAGCAGAGGGCAGCGCCGAGGCCAAGAUGCACAAACCGAAAAGAACGGCGGCCCACAGGGACGUGACCUUUUUGUUGCCUCAGAUUUUUUAUUUUUUUGCACAAAAACACUGUCAUCUGUAGUGAGAUAAAGGCCACUAUUUCUCUGUCCUCAUAUUCUCACAUCAUGCCAUCCGUGUCCGUCCAAUCCCUAACUCCCGAUUUGAAUACUUUGCCAAUUGUUUGGACUUUUUAAACACGUGCUACUAAUGGAUUUCAAUUGCAAACCUGCCAAGAUCAUAAAAUGGAAACGCGACAUUUUCCGAUCCGAUCCACCGUCGCUAGUACAAGUUGCAGAUGUCUUCCUUUUUUCAUUUUUUUCCAUUGUUAGCAUUUUUUUAUCAGAUGUUCAACCAGCCAGCGCUCUUCUAUCAGGUCACGGCAAGAAGCUGGAAAGGUUCGGGAGCCUCCGAGAACGCGUGAAGCCAGCCAACGCUUCACAUUUUUAACACCACACUCGAAUGAUGGCGCUGUUAGCCCUUUUCCACAUAUACAGGAUCGGAUCGCAUCUUGCUGAACAACGGGAAAACGUGUAAUGCCGUCCCUCCCACUCAUGGCCAUGGACUUUUGAUUUGAAAUGAUAGCAAGUUACAGAACGAAUAAAAAAACACGAUCACCUUUGUCUGACUCGUUUUGACCUGGGUUGCCAGAUUUUCCAUCCUCCAACCAAAAUAAUAGCAUUUAUAUGACGUAGUUUUACUUUUAACAUCCCUAAUUUCAUUUUAAGAUCAUCUCUAGUUUUUAAUUGUAAUAGUUGAGUUUUUAGACCUCCUACAGCGAUUUCAGUUCAAGUAUACAAAAUUUUUUUUGCGGCAAAACAUUUAAAUGACUUGGUUGCAAAAAUUUCGGUCAAUAAAAUCUCAAUUUAGCCGGUCAAUGUAUUACAGAAUGCCAUUUAUUAUUAUAAUUAUAAUAGUUUGAUUAGGUAUUGUGAUUUUUAUUGCUAUUCAUAACUACUAAAAAAAAAAUAGGUUAAAGUUGUACAUCUGUGCAUCCUAUAGUUGACACAAACGGACAAAAAAACAAACCAAAAAAAAAAAAAACAUGCAUCUAAGAUUUCUUUUUUCUUUCCUAACUCUCGUUCUUUAUCACCAGAAUGAGUGACUCCUCAUGCUAUGCUUUUUAGUCUUGAAGCGUCCCCGAGGGUCUCUGAGAUCAGAACUGCUGUAUUUCGAGUCUAUAACAACGCAAAAGGUGCUGAUUCGGGAUCAAAAUUUUCUCCUGCGUAUGCUGCGAACCUGAACGCCGAUCCGAUCGUGACUCGGCUCCCAGUGGACGACUUGAUAUUGUGAGAACAUUUGCAUGAUUAUGAUCUUGGAAGUCGCUGCGUUCUGUUUUCGAAUACGUUGCUUGUAAAAGUCGAGGGUUGUACAGAUUUCGGAAAGGUUUUCCUUUUUUUUAUUAUUAUUAUAUAAAGACCAGAAUGCUGUUCUUGAUGUUCAAGCUGAAGUGAAUAAAAACGAAGAAACCUCA